AUGGACGCCACAAACGAAGUCUUUGCAUCCCCGGAUACCAGCUUUGCCCUACAAGGGUUUAGAGCUCUAGUCCCUGUGGCAGCAGAAGAAAACCGAACCUACCUCAAUGCCUCAUUCCAACUCCCGAUGAACCUCAAAGUUCAUUCAGCCAUCAACAAGUUUCUCAUCGAUGCCACGAUCAAUCCAAACCCCAAGGCCGAUUGGCAGGCAAGCGCCGUGCAAGCGCAGGCUCGUCUAGCUGAAUAUCUGAAUGUAGCCCCAACUUCACUCGCGUUCACGCGUGAUACUACCGAGGGACUGAAUCUUUUCCAGCGCUCCCUCAAGCUUCAACCCGGCAGCAACGUUGUUCUUCUGGAAGACGAGCAUCCCAAUCAUCUAUACGGAUGGUUCGCCCUGGCCGACCAGGGACUGGAAGUGCGUCGGGUGAAAGUGGAAGGCAACGAUGCGAGCUCUGGGUGUGCAAAUGCCCAAACAUUCGCCGCGUAUGUUGACGCAAAGACUGUUGCCAUUGGCAUAUCAAGUGUCAUGUUCCACAACGGCCAACUGAAUGAUGUCCGCGAUAUCUGCGCUGUUUACAGACCCCGCGGAAUCCAUGUGCUUGUCGAUAUCACACAGCACGUUGGCGUGGCUCCGAUCGAUCUGACAGCAUGGCAUGUCUCCGCGGCGGCAUUCAGUUGCCACAAGGGCCUAGGAACACCGACUGGACUCGGUUGUUUGUAUAUUGACCCGGCUGUCCUCGGAGAAUUACAUACCACACCACCGAUUGUUGGGGCAGGAGCUGUUUCCAACGUUCCGGGCACGCUUGUAGCUGACCCAAAUGUUACCUACUGGCCUACAACAAAAAGAUACGAGCAUCUGAACGUGUCGCUCCUCACUGCCACAGCACUCGACGCAUCGCUAUCAUUGAUCACUGGUGAGAUUAGAAUCGUUAGAUUGGAGAAGCAUUUCCGAUCACUUGGCAGGGAAUUGAUUCUGCGGUGCCAGUCUCUUGGUGUGUCGGUCGCUGGUAGUAAUAUUGCUUCACAGCGAGCACCGCACAUAUAUGUUCUGCGUCUGCUGCACCCUGAUUGGCAAAGCCAUUUCCGAGAAUCGAAUAUCUACGUAUCCCACAACCGGUGCGGUGUGAGAGUGUCCCUAGGAUUCUACAAUAAUCUUGAUGACAUCAAUAGUCUAGUGGGAUGCAUUGAAGCUGGACUUGCAAAGGGUAUAGUUGCUGCUUGA
Talaromyces atroroseus is the source of this 1221-nucleotide messenger RNA. RefSeq lists its product as hypothetical. The record is from RefSeq and is a predicted model, not a curated record. NCBI's taxonomy places the organism in Eukaryota, Fungi, Ascomycota, Eurotiomycetes, Eurotiales, Trichocomaceae. The transcript has a single exon. Bases 1 to 1221 code for a protein of 406 amino acids.